CCCCACAUUUUCCCCGGUUUUCGUUCAAAAACAGAAGCGACCGUUCUGCGACCUCAAAAGCCGAUCGCAGGGAUUUAAACGCUGAUUUCCACCAUGGCAGAAGGAGGAGAUAUGGAGUGGGAGCUGAGUAAAGAGAACAUCCAGCCGCUGAGGCGAGGCAGAACCAUGUCCGCUUUACAUCAGGCCCUCAGCCAGCAGCAGGAUGGCAUCAGUUCUGUCACCAGCCAACAGAGACAGGCCUUUGAGUCUGAACUCAGGAUGUACGAUGGAGAAGAUCCACUUGAUGUUUGGGAUCGGUACAUAAAGUGGACAGAGGAAAAGUUUCCUCAGGGUGGGAAGGAGAGCAACCUGUCCACGCUGUUGGAACAAGUCGUGAAAAAAUUCACAGAGGAAAAGCGAUAUCACAGUGACCCUCGCUAUGUUGAUCUCUGGAUCAGAUUUGCCGGAAACUGUCCCGAGCCUUUGGACGUUUACAGGUACAUGCAGGCGCAGGGAAUCGGCCUGAUGCUGGCGUCGUUCUACAUUGCAUGUUCUGAGGAGUACGAGAACCAGGGAAACUUUCGUCAAGCAGACAUAGUCUACCAGGACGGUUUGAGGAACGGUGCUGAGCCACGAGAUAAGCUCCAGCAGUUUCAUAGAGCUCUGCAGGCUCGUGUGUCCCGACAAGCAGUGAUGCGCGUGGCGCAGGAUGAUAGCGAUGAAGACCUCAAACAGCCCGAGAGAGUUUCUCUUGUUGACCUCAAACACCGCGGGAAGAAAAAAGCUGUUGUCCCCAUCAGCAGAAGUGGGCCUGCAGUGAGAAGUAUUUCUGGGGGCCUGUCAUCACAAGGCGCUCCCGUCCUCGCCAACGCUACAAACAGUCACUUUUUGAUCUUUGAUGAGAAUACGAGUUGCAAUCCCGGUCCUUCAGAGCCAAAAUUGGAGUCCUGGGUGGCUCCUCCCCCUGCAAAGGCGAAGGAGAAUCAGCGGAAGCCAGAAAAAUGGUGUGACGUUAAGAUGCCUCAGAGAUCCAAAUUUGGGAACACCGUCAUGGCUCCACCGCCUUCCAAACCCGCCUUCCAACCAUAUGUGGAGGACUCAGACCAGCCUCCGACAAUGACGCCAUGUAAGAUAAACCCGGCGGUGAACACUGUUUUGUCAGCACUCCGGCCCCACAGAGAGGAAACGCCUCUCAAGAGACUUCAGGAGUGCCAACAGCACCACCAGGAAGCAGAGGCAGGAAAAGCACACAAGCAGAGCAUGUACUGUAAAGAGCUGCUGCUCAGCGGCGCCUCUGAAUUCUGCUUUGAGGAACUGCGUGCUGAACGCUACCGUCAAAAGAUGAGCCAGGAACCAGCGCUAACGGCACAGAAAACUCAAGCUAACAGCAGCGUUCCAAACUAA
Thalassophryne amazonica is the source of this 1383-nucleotide messenger RNA. It is a transcript of the gene bub1bb, whose product is annotated as BUB1 mitotic checkpoint serine/threonine kinase Bb. Lineage: Eukaryota; Metazoa; Chordata; Actinopteri; Batrachoidiformes; Batrachoididae. The coding region runs from base 94 to 1383 and encodes 429 amino acids. The transcript is spliced from 9 exons. Gene Ontology annotation, molecular function: protein kinase activity. The record is from RefSeq and is a predicted model, not a curated record. Gene Ontology annotation, biological process: mitotic spindle assembly checkpoint signaling; meiotic sister chromatid cohesion, centromeric.